Molecule: messenger RNA, 2202 nt
Organism: Gossypium raimondii (Peruvian cotton)
Lineage: Eukaryota; Viridiplantae; Streptophyta; Magnoliopsida; Malvales; Malvaceae
Product: F-box/kelch-repeat protein At1g22040
Exons: 3
Coding region: 536-1948 (470 amino acids)
Molecular function (GO): protein binding
Source: RefSeq, a predicted model, not a curated record
CAGAAAAAAGAAAAAGAAAAGAAAACUAAAGGAAGAAUAUAAGGUUGUUCACGCAGAAGAGACGAAAACUCUCUAUCCCUGUACCAAAGGUGAACUACGAAUGGAUCGCUUGGAAACCUCAAAUGAUUCGUCUUCUGGGUCUCUUCGUCUUGCCGUAAAGAUUAAGGAGGACGUGAGGUUUUGAUUGGUGAGAUAUAUAUAUUAAGCUGAGAACUUCUUGCCGCCAUUGAGAACAAACUAAUUUAACUGGGAACAGUUCUAUUCCAUUUCUCAGCUUUAUGGUAAAGUGCGGUGUCUCUUUGUUUUGCAUUUCUUUUCUUAUCAAGCUUUCCAACUGUACACAAGGCAUUCCAAUUCCUUUGCUCCUAAUACAAUUGGCCGAGGGGAUGGUAUCUCCCCCCAUUGAUACUAGAUAGAGUCUUGGUGGUUUUGAGCAGAUUCAUCUAGGAUAACCUUUUCUUCUGAUUAAGAUAUUUAGCCAUCAAAGGUUGUCCUGGAAUUGAUUUACUAAUAUAUUGCAACCAGUAAGAUAUUGAUGGGGGCAUUCUUAAGUCUAAACAAUUCCAGGGCUGGAAUGAGUGAGCCCUUAGAUGUUUCACAAAAUGGAACAUGCAAAAGGCAGAAGUUGUCAUCAUGUCUUUCUGAAGAGAAUUCAAGAUUGAUUCCUAGCCUUCCGGAUGAGAUAUCUUAUCAGAUUCUUGCCAGAAUUCCGAGGAUUAAUUACUUGAAUGUGAGGUUAGUAUCUCGAGCCUGGAAAGCUGCCAUCAUGAGUACUGAACUUUUUAAUACAAGGAAAGAACUAGGAACAACAGAAGAAUGGCUCUAUAUAUUGACUAAGGUUGAAGGUGACAAGCUUUUGUGGUAUGCUUUGGAUCCAUUGUCAAGAAGGUGGCAGAGGUUGCCUCAAAUGCCCAAUGUUGCUUUUGAAGCUGAAUCCAGGAAACGUUUAGCUAGCCUUCGGAUGUGGAAUGUGGUUGACUCUGGCAUAAAAAUUGCAGAUGCCAUUAGGGGUUGGCUUGGGAGGAAGGAUGCAUUGGACAGAAUGCCUUUUUGUGGGUGUGCUAUUGGUGCUGUUGAUGGCUGCCUCUACGUGUUAGGAGGAUUCUCUAGAGCGUCAGCCCUGAGCUGUGUUUGGCAGUAUAAUCCAGUUCUAAAUUCGUGGAAUGAAGUAAGUUCAAUGUCAACUGGUAGAGCCUACUGUAAGACUGGCAUCUUAAACAAUAAGCUAUAUGUUGUUGGAGGGGUUACCAGGGGCCAUGGUGGAUUAACUCCACUUAAGUCUGCUGAAGUGUUUGAUCCUCAUACUGGUAUAUGGUCCCAACUACCAAGCAUGCCCUUUUCAAAAGCUCAGAUUCUACCCACGGCCUUUCUGGCUGAUCUACUCAAACCGAUUGCCACAGGAAUGACAUCAUAUAGGGGAAGGUUAUUUGUGCCUCAAAGUUUAUAUUGCUGGCCAUUUUUUGUUGAUGUUGGAGGGGAGGUAUAUGAUCCCGAUGUAAAUUCUUGGGUUGAAAUGCCAGCUGGCAUGGGUGAUGGUUGGCCUGCAAGACAGGCAGGAACAAAAUUGAGUGUCACCGUGGAUGGUGAGCUGUAUGCACUCGAUCCAUCUAAUUCUCCUGAAAGUGUGAGGAUUAAGGUAUAUGAUUACCAAGAUGAUGCAUGGAAAGUUGUAGUGGGAGAGGUCCCCAUUCCUGACUUUACUGAUUCAGAUUUUCCCUAUUUACUUUCUGGUUUACUGGGAAAGCUUCAUGUGAUCACUAAAGAUGCCAACAACAAUAUUUCAGUCUUGCAGGCUGAUGUGCAAAACCAUUCAUUGGAUAGCUCACCUGGUGCACAUCCCGAGUCUGCAGAACCUGCAACAGCAUUUGAAACGGAUCUUUGGAGGGUUAUUGCCACAAGGACGACCGGAUCUUCCGAACUAGUAAGUUGUCAGGCACUCAAUAUCUAGCGCCACUGUUGGACUACUUAGGGAUCUAAGUUUCAACUUUCCGAAAAUUAUUUGGUUGCCCUUAUUUGUUUCACUAGAUCUGUUGAUUUUACAAGCGGCACACUGAAAUUGGGAUUUAUGUAAGUUAUAACCUUUACUCUUGUAUCCUUGUAUAAUAUAAAGCAAAGGAAUUCUCUUGAACUGGAAAACAAGUGCCUGUUGUUUAUCUUACCUUGAUUUCACGGCUCCUUUAAGUGACGGUACAAUAUUCAGUA